Molecule: messenger RNA, 1923 nt
Organism: Rotaria socialis
Lineage: Eukaryota; Metazoa; Rotifera; Eurotatoria; Philodinida; Philodinidae
Source: the annotation of a GenBank genome assembly
AUGUCAAUAUCGAUAUUACACUUCGUUCUAUUUUCCUAUCAAAUAUUUUCAAGUACUUUUGCUUGGGGACCCAUUGGUCAUAGUCUUGUUGCACGUCUUGCUCAAAGUCAAUUGGAUUCAUCUACUUACAAGUGGGUUUACAAUUAUAUACCAUCGGAUUUGUCGGGUAAUUUAAGCGCAAUAGCAUCAUGGCCUGAUCUUAUACUCUAUCCGGAUACAAAUCCACUUGAUUAUAUGAAUUGGCAGUGGUCUCGUGAAUUACAUUACAUAAAUACACCUGAUUGGAACUGUCAAUAUAUUUCAACGAGAGAUUGUUUAAAUGAUAGAUGUGUUGAAGGUGCAUUAAAAAAUUAUUCACAAAGAUUAAUUGAUAAUAAAUGUGAUUAUGUUCAACAGCAGCAAGCUCUUUUCUUUCUUGUUCAUUUUGUUGGUGAUGUUCAUCAGCCUUUACAUUGUGGUUUUAAAGGAGAUUUCGGUGGAAAUAUUGUUAAAGGUUUUUUUUUAAAUGAAAAAAAUCUAACAAAUCUUCAUACAAUAUGGGACGUUGAAAUAAUUAAUAAUCAUAUUGAUCUUCAUUUUCAAUCGGAUAUUAAUCUUUAUUAUGAAUAUUUAAAAUCACUUAUGUUUAAUCAAUCUUUAUUAAAUAAUGAAACAUACAAUGAUUACAAAGUAUGGAUUGAUGAAAGUGUUAAUUAUGUUUGUAAACAAGUUUAUUUAGAUGAUAAUAAUAUUAGAAUUAAUACUUCAUUAAAGUUUACAUUAGGGGAAAAAUAUUUCAAUCGAAAUUGGCCUCUUAUUGAUCAACGUUUAGCACAAGCAGGUCAUAGACUUGCAUCGUUACUUAAUCAACUAGUGAAAAAGCGAUCAUCAAGAAAACUUUCACCAGAUACACAAGCUCUUAUUAUUGUUUUAUGUAUUGAAUUAGGUAUCGGUAUUAUUGCUGCUACGUGUAUUUAUUUGUCAACAAUUCAAAGCAAUACAUUAUCACCUAAAUGGGCCGAUGAAGAAUGGAUUGUUCGUAAUGUUCCACACAAUGCCAAACUGACUGUUUUUGUCUAUGACAAGAACGACAAUUCGCUUAAAGAUGAUUUUAUAGGUCAAUUUGAAAUUGGCGAUUUGCCUAACUACAAAUCUCUGCCAGAGGGUCAUCGAAUCCUAGAUUCAAAUGGCGGCGAUAGGGGUCGUUUUCAUUUAACUAUUGAAUCAGUAGAAUCACCUGAAUCAAGUAAGAAACUUCCUCGAUAUACAUUCGAUGGUCCUUGUCGUUAUACUCGACAUAGUUCCCCUAUUGCUGGUUAUUUAACUAUGUUGAAUAAGAAUAAUGUUUAUUCAACAUGGAAAAUUAACUUAAGACGUAUAUCAGUAUAUUUUCGUCCACAUGAUCGUCAACCAUGGAAUCGACAAUAUCGAAUAGCUCAAACAAUUUUUGAUGAAUCUCCACGUUCGGUGGCUAAACAAAAUGCCAUUAAAUUAGCACAUAAAAUGCUUUAUGGACGAACAAUAAAAAAUAAUGAAAUGGGACGAUUAAACAAUGUUAAUGAUUUAUGGACAUUGAUUUUUUCAGAUGAGAAGACCAAACGCAUGAGAUCAUGUGUUGGAUAUUUUACUGAUUUUGCAAGUAAACAUGCGUUACAUGCCAAUUGUUGUGAAUCUGUUCGUUAUGCUGGUCAAUUUCAUCCUCGUCCUAGAUUUGGAUGGGAUCGAUGCGAUGAUGAAUGGGAAUUAGUGUUCGAUAAUUGGUCGGGAACAUAUGCACCUAGCUUGGAUUUAUUGAAGAAUUUAAAAGAUUUAUUAGAAUUUAAUUUUCCUGGAUUGAAUGUUGUUGCAUAUGAUUUCAAAAAUCCUCUGGUGAGAGAAAGUAUGGAUCAAUUGAAAAUAGCACAAGAAAAGUUUAAAACAAAUUCUUCAUCUAACUACAAUUGA